AUGCCUUCUCUCCAGAUACCGCUCGACGCCCUGACAUCGCGCUUCAGCUUCGGUGAUCGGUUCAGUGCGGUUCGGGCCCAAUCCUUCUCCUCCCGCUUUGCCAACUUGAAGCCGGUCUCUGAAUUUCUCGAUGUCAAGAGAAUCUCGAAGCCCGCCAAUUUCGGCGAAAUGCAAAGUCGCUUAAACUACAACCUCAGCUACUUCUCCAGCAACUACAUCGUUGUGUUUAUCAUGCUCUCAAUCUAUAGCUUGCUCACAAAUCUGCUCCUCCUGUUCGUCAUCCUCCUCGUCAUCGGCGGCACGUACGGGAUUGGCAAGCUGGAAGGCCGGGACUUGGAUGUCGGUGUCUUCAGGGCAACGACCUCCCAGCUCUAUACCGGCCUCCUGAUCGUCGCGGUGCCUCUUGGGCUCUGGGCGUCACCCCUCGGCGCGGCCCUGUGGCUGAUUGGUGCUACCGGGGUUACCGUUCUGGGCCAUGCUGCGUUCAUGGACAAACCAAUCGAGAAUGCUUUUUCCGAGGAGGCGACGACGAACAUGGCGAAUAUGCGUUGGGAUGAAGCGUACCAGGACAGUACGGUUGCAUAUGCCAUCCAGCUUGCCCUGAAAGACAAGGAAGAUCGCCUUGUGGACAGGGCUCUAGAACGAAUCAGACGCGCGCAAAUCCUGGGCAAAUCGAAAGUGAAACUUUCGCAGCGUGAACUUGAGGCGUUGGAGCGGCGGCGAAUGCAGGGCGAGAUGUCAAACGGUUCGCAGCGAGGUAAACCUAGCCGAAUGAGAGGUAAAAUCAUAAAUACAAAGUGGCCUCCCGAGGCAGCUUACUCGUCCGCCGCCGAAACGGCUCCUGGAUACUACAACUCUCCUCUGCAGGCUCCCCAGGCCCGUCCCAGGACGCCCUCCGUGCAAACGCUACGCAUGCAACAGCCGAACACACCGCCUCGAAUACCGGGUGCCUAUCAUUUUCAGGAUGAUCCCUCGAGUCAUCCCCCGUCAACAGGAAGGGUGCAACCCCUCUCGCGGCCGCUUCCAGACGAUCCACAAUGGGCACCCCGUUCGAGGGCCUCAUCAAACGCUAUUCCUCUGCCACAUCCCGCCUACGCAUCAUACGUGCCAGCACAGAUAAUAGGCUUUGACCCGCGGUAUUCGGUCCCUCCCAGUCCCCGAUAUAACUUAUCGACUGCGCCCGAUGCCAUGUACCAGGCAGUAUAUCGACCUGCAUCACGCGGCUCCUACGCUGACAACACUUCAUCUACGGAUGCUACCAUACAGCCAGCGCCUGCCACCAACUCCGUCCGACAUGUUAGCAGCAGUAGCAACGCGAGUAGUAGCGACAACGGCGUGCAAGUGGAAACCCCCAAGGCGACACCCGCAACCAACGGUCGUAAGGUAAACGGCGCGACCAAUGGAAAAAAAUCCACUCGUGGCAGGCGAACUCGCAAAUGA
Molecule: messenger RNA, 1440 nt
Organism: Uncinocarpus reesii 1704
Lineage: Eukaryota; Fungi; Ascomycota; Eurotiomycetes; Onygenales; Onygenaceae
Exons: 2
Coding region: 1-1440 (479 amino acids)
Cellular component (GO): Golgi apparatus
Source: RefSeq, a predicted model, not a curated record